This is a messenger RNA of Octopus bimaculoides (California two-spot octopus), 1785 nucleotides long. Its product is annotated as queuosine 5'-phosphate N-glycosylase/hydrolase. Lineage: Eukaryota; Metazoa; Mollusca; Cephalopoda; Octopoda; Octopodidae. The record is from RefSeq and is a predicted model, not a curated record.
AAACCUGAAAAUAGACGUAAAAGCCCCUAAACUUUCUUUUCACAUUUGGCGUGUAGGAUACUCAAAACACAGAUCCCAAGAACUCACGGUUUUUAGCGCACCGCUAUUAGAGAGAGAGGGGGGAGAGAGAGAGGUGUAUGUUCGUUAAUAAGAACUACAAAUAUUAGAAUUUUUCUUUUUCCACACGACAAAACUCAAGCAACUGAAUCAUUUAUAAAUACACUUGGAGGACACAGAGAAAAAAAAACUUCCGGUGAACGAAACCGUUACGAAACCGGGCACCGGAAAUACGUUUCCACAGCUUUGGAAAAUUAUUCUUUUAAUUAUUAUUUAUAUACGUGUAAAUUUUUAAUUUAUUGCUAUAUUUAUCUGUUUAUGAUUAAUUUAGAAAGAUUUAGUUAACAGGAUUUCCUCGUCAAAUUAAAAAGAAAAUAUACAUUUAAGUUAUUACAAAAAACUAUUUAGAAUAUUGAGUGUCAAAGUAUUGAUGGAGACGAGAUACAUUCCUUCCCUUUAUGUUCCUUGAACUUUUGAAACAAAGAUAAAUAGCUUAAUGCAAAUAGUUACUGUUUCUACAAAAUAUUUUAAUCUGCUUUCUUUAUACAUAUUUUUCAUUCACACCUACUCACAAGCCAAAUUUCUUCACAUAUAAUUCACAGAACGAAGAAAACAGUGUUUACUAAGUGAUUUGUCAAUAUGUCUGAAAGCAUCUUAUCACCCAAAGCUUCCAGCCAGUAUAUAGCAGAAACAAGUAAAGAUGUAACAAUAUGCUCUGAAGGUGUAGCAAAAGUUGCUAAUUUGAUAUAUGAAUCUGUGAAGAAUAAAAGUUUUGAUAUAAAAAAUUGGAAGAAGCAUGCACUUAACCCAAAGACAAUGGAUGUCAGUGCUGUCGACUGGAUUUUUGUACUUGACACAAUGAAUUUUUCAUUUUGGAGUGAAGAUCCUGGCAAUAAAUAUACAGUAACUUACAAGGAUAAAGCUUACACAGGUUACUGGUCAUUAUGUGCUGCAGUCAAUCGAGCUUUAGAUAAUGGCAUCCCUAUCACUACACCUGCAUAUUGUGCAAGUAUUUCUGGAGAACAACUCACUGAUAUAUUAAAGUCUGAUUCCAACCAAGAAAUACCAUUGUUUUCCGAAAGGUUACAAGCCUUGAAGCAUACAUGCAAGAUUAUUAUGAAGAAAUAUCAAGGUAGUUUUGUUAACUGUAUCAGAGAAAGUGAUAACAGUGCUGAAAAUUUGUUACAGCUCAUUGUCAACAACUUUCCUUCUUAUAGAGAUGAAGCCACAUAUGGUUCCAAGCAAGUUUCCUUUUACAAAAGAGCACAAAUUCUCGUAGCGGACAUAUGGACCUGUUUUGAAGGUCAAGGUUUGGGUUUCUUUUACGAUAUAGAGAAACUCACUAUGUUUGCUGAUUACAGGAUACCUCAAAUUCUUGCCUAUUAUGGUGUACUAAAAUAUUCAGAUAGUUUGAUGAAAACGCUAAAAGAUGGUGUUGUCAUGAAGAAUGGAGAUAGAUUAGAAGUAGAGAUCCGUGGUUGCUCAAUCUGGUCUGUUGAGAUGAUUCGAGAGGAAUCCCAAAAAUUACUGGACAAAGAUGAAGAGACCAAAAAUGCCUUGUUUAAUUCUGUAUUACUUGAUCAAUUUUUGUGGGAUUAUCGUCAAUUACAUGCUGAAGAAAUGGAUGGUAUCCCUAUCCACAAGGUGCGAUGCAUAUAUUAUUAAUUGAAAAAAAAUCUUUACAUUCUUAGUAUGGAAAAAUAAAGAUAAAGUUUUAAUUACUUUUUA